Messenger RNA from Nothobranchius furzeri (turquoise killifish), 3538 nucleotides. RefSeq names its product dual specificity phosphatase 4 (gene dusp4). Lineage: Eukaryota; Metazoa; Chordata; Actinopteri; Cyprinodontiformes; Nothobranchiidae. Gene Ontology annotation, cellular component: nucleus; cytoplasm. Gene Ontology annotation, biological process: endoderm formation; negative regulation of MAPK cascade; protein dephosphorylation. The record is from RefSeq and is a predicted model, not a curated record. Gene Ontology annotation, molecular function: MAP kinase tyrosine/serine/threonine phosphatase activity; MAP kinase tyrosine phosphatase activity; protein tyrosine/threonine phosphatase activity.
AAAAGAGUACUGAGGAAAGACGUACAGAGAGGAGAUCGACAGGGAGGAUAGAGGACCUAACGCAAGGAGCAGGGAUGCGCGGAUAAAGAAGUGAGGCGCGGAGGGGAAUCCAGGAUCCGAGAUUAACCUCAACAAACACACACACUCACACACACACUCAGAGCUGGAGCGAGGAGCGAUGGAAGAGCUGCGUGAGAUGGACUGCACGAUGCUGAAGCGGCUCCUGAAGGAGGACGGAGCUAAUAAGUGCCUGCUGCUGGACUGCCGCUCCUUCCUCGCCUUCAGCGCGGGCCACAUCCGUGGCGCCGUCAACGCCCGCUGCAACACCAUCGUCCGGAGGCGGGCCAAGGGCUCCGCGCUCAGCCUGGACCAGGUCCUAGCCGGGGACGAGGAGGUCCGCCUCCGCCUGCGCUCUGGGAUGUACUCCGCCGUGGUGCUGUACGACGAGCGGACACCGGACACGGACACCGUGAAGGAGGACAGCACCGUGAAUGUGGUGCUCAACACGCUGUACAGGGACUCCCAGGGAACACGCACAUACCUGCUCAAAGGAGGUUACGACCGAUUUUUCACUGAGUAUCCAGAAUUUUGCAUAAAGACCAAAUCCAUCCCGUCCCUCAGCAGCCAGUCCAGCAUGGACUCCUCCUGCUCAUCGUGUGGAACGCCGCACAACGAUCAGGGCGGCCCCGUCGAGAUCCUCCCAUUCCUCUACCUCGGCAGCGCCCUUCACGCCUCAAAGAAGGAGGUUUUAGACGCCAUCGGAAUCUCCGCCUUGUUGAAUGUGUCGGCCGACUGCCCCAACCACUUUGAGGGAGCGUACCAGUACAAGUGUAUCCCAGUAGAGGACAACCACAAAGAAGACAUUAGCUGCUGGUUUCUGGAGGCCAUUGAGUUCAUAGAUUCAAUACGGGACUCCAGUGGACGAGUGCUGGUCCACUGUCAAGCAGGCAUCUCCCGCUCGGCCACCAUCUGCCUGGCCUACCUGAUGAAGAGGAAGCGAGUACGUUUGGACGAAGCAUUCGAGUUUGUGCGUCGGCGCCGCAGCAUCAUCUCCCCCAACUUCAGUUUCAUGGGACAGCUGCUGCAGUUUGAGUCGCAGGUCCUCGCCACCUCCUGCGCAGCUGAGGCGGCGGCCACGGCAAGCCCGCUGCUCGGACCCAAGUCCACGACAGCCACCGCCUCAGUGACAGCCCCGCCCAACUCUCCGUUCAUUUUCAACUUCCCAGUCUCUGUGGUGAACCCGGUCUACCUACAUCACAGCCCCCUCACGACCUCGCCCGGCUGCUGAUGCACGGCCCUUCCCCUGACACUAAGUGAGCACAGACUGGGCGUCCAUUGACCAGAGGAGAAUCCAGUCUCACUGACCACAAGCUUCCACGGCAGGGAGUUGAGGAGCGUCACGGUGCCUGAUUCAAAACACAAUGAAAAAACCUUUUUUUGUUGUUUCUUUUUCUCUGAACUUUACAAACCAGCCAACGGUCUGCUCAUCUUCACAAGACGUUACUCCAGAUGACCAAAAAUUAGAUUUCCACUCUUGUUUUUGUGACAAAGUUCACUCAGAGUGUUGGACUGGUUCACCUUCUUCCGAUGUACACACACGCUUACACAAACGGUCUAGCACAGAGAGGCCUGAGCAGCACACACACCCACAACUACUGACUGAAUAAGCUCAGUAUGAAGAUAGCUUGUUGCUAUGGAGACGAGGUCUUUAGGAGAGGAGAUGGACACAGGAAGGAAGGAGGAAUUUUAAGCACCCGCUCUUUCCUCUUUGGGUGUCCCUCCUGCUGCCCGACAAAAGGAACGGAUGAAAAAAAAAGAGAGGAGGGGAGUUGGUGACAGAAAGCAGGAGCCUCUUCAGUGACAGGUGUUCUGUUGGGGAUCCGACCGGAGCUUCCUGUCCUUCAGACGUCCUCUUCCUCCCCCCUCGCCUCACCCUCCUCCCCUCUCAUCUCCUUUUCAUUCUUUUAUACUUCCUCCCUCCUCUUCAUCCUCUCAUUUGAAGCCCGCCUGCACCCUCUUCUCAGCUCUUAGUCUGAAAUAAAUAAAAUAUGAUGCCAAAAAAAGGCAGGGGUCCUUGUAAAUGGACCGGGGAAACCCUGACCGGAUGUGGGAAGCCCAGAAAAUGUAUUUUCUUUUUCUUCAUUUUUAGAUGAAAGGGCUGAAAAUUUGGGGAAUUAAGUGGUUAUUUAAAAACAAUAUACAUCUGUAUAUUAUUAUUAAUAAGAUGCAUGCCGAAGAUUUAAGACGUUUUUUGGCAAAGAUUCUCUUUUUGGGUCAAACUUACGAGUGCUGGAAGACUUAAAGGACCAUGCUGGUGUAUUUUUUUUCUAUCCUUUAUCCACUAUAAAUUUCCUAAACUGUUGAUCAUUUUCCAAAAACUAACUUUUAAGAUGUGAAUUUCCAUUUGUUUGUUUUCUGAAUUUAACUCCACAUUUGGCUCCUCUUUGGUGCCUUGAAAAAUGUUUAGCUAUGGAAAAAAUGUACAUCGUCGUUGGAUGGUCCUUUAAGAUGUUUGUGCCUUGUUCAUAAAGGUAUCCUCUUGACUUUGGCAUUCCAGAUAAAGUGGUGUUUUGUUCAUUUCUCUUGCGUCCAUAUCUGCAGGAUUUCUGAAUGUUGGUCAGACCCCUAAAAACAGAUCGGAUGGAUUUUUAAAGACAAGAAAAUCUUAAUUUUUAAAAAAAAAAUUUAAUAUAUAAUUUCCCUGACACACUCUUUUAGGAACAAUAUAAAUCUACUGUGAAAGAGUAGAGAAUCGACCAGAUAUCAGAUAGAUCAGCGUAAUCUGUGCUCUAAAAGUUAAAAACAUCCCAUCCUGGUCUGUAAAUACCAAGCAACAAUAAAAUAGGUUAAAAACAAAAAGUCAUUUCACAGUUCAGAUCUUCCAUGCAGAAGUUUUUAUUUAUUUUCUAUUUAAUCAUAAAAUAUUGUAUUUUGUUAAUUAUAGUCCUUAGAUACCUCUGAAUCUGACACAAUCAUAACUCAAAUCAGAAAUCGGCCCCGAGAACCAGAAUCGGUGCAAAAACAAAAGCACAGGAAAAGCAGCCGAUUUUCUGCUCGUCACCAUUCAUGACAUCACUAUCUGAAACAUUACUAGUGUUAAUUCAGGCUAAGCUGUGCACUGUGCUGGACCAACAAAACGCAAAAAACAAGCAUACAACAGUCCUGACGUACAGGAACAACACACACACACACACACGCUCGAGGUCUCAACUAAACUCUGUUCUCAAGAACUGUCGGCACCAAUCUCUGUAGCACUUUGAAGUGAUGCAAUACUGUAUUUGUAGUUCAUGGUUGAUUUGCACAUCGUGGUGAUGGCCGACUGACUUGAGUUUGUUGAAGUGUUCAGAGAAACGAGACCCAAUCGGUGAAAAAUGCAAUACUUUGUACACAUGUAUGUGUGUGUGCUUGAGUGUGUGUUGUACCCACCUGUUUAUCUGCCUCUCUGUGUUAGUCUGUCUCACCCGGUUCUGUCUCUCUGUUCACCCAACGUGGCAAUAUAACGUCCACAAAUGACCCCCCCCCCCCCCCCACACACACA